GGCGCUGGGGCUCAGACGGCACCGAUGCCUUCCCGGGCCACCACUCCCACAAGUGGCUGUCCUGCCGCUGGUCUGGGGUGACUCUCUCCCUGGAUCCAACGGAUGCACUAGGAAUUACAGGCAGGCUAAUGGGUGCAGAAGGAAGCCGAGAGUCUGACCAGAAGGGCCGGGAGCAACGUGGCUGUUGCUUCUUUAACAAAUCCCCCAGCGCUCGGUGCUCCCCCCCUGCAGUGGGAAAUCUGGGCUCGGGAAGAAGCGUUCUGCGGGAGCCCCUUUUUGGAGCUGUAGGACGGGGACCAACGUCCUCAAAUGUCCAUCGGGUGUUUACGGGAGGAAGGGGAAAGGUGGGUGGGCCAAACACCUCGGGGGGCCCCGGAGGCCCCGACCCUUAGCCCAGCCUGACCAGUUUUUCUCUUUCCUGGCCUGAGCGCCCUCCUGCUGCGGCUGGGUCCCCGGGCCCUCCUGCCCUGAGCCUCCCCUGGCCCUCUCCCAACAGGCCCUAGGCCAGACCCUCUGCUGGGCCUCUGGAGGGGCCUCCACCGUAGCCCUAGUCAGGCAGGCCUGAGGGCCUCUCCUGGAGGUGCUGGAGCCCCCCUCCUCCUCGGCCGGGGACCCAGCCUUCGGGGCUUCCCCAGGCCCUGCGGCCCCCUCGGUCGGGCAGCACCCAGCCCUGGUUCUGCUUGGCUGCAGGAGAUGCUUGGCUUGUGUUGACUUAGGGUUGGGUCCCCUUGAGCUGAGCUGAGAUGUCAAAGGAUUUGUUGAGGAUGGAGCACACCCCAGGGAUUGGUCAAUGGUUACCUUUGUUCCCAACAAGUGUGGAGAGUUUGCCCUUCCUGCCCAGCACCCCUCCUUGCAGAAAGAUGAUCCCACAGACUUUCCUGGAACUUGGGAGGGACCUCAGGGUCCAUACGGAGGGUGAAAGAAGGGCUCGAGACUGAUCUCUCUGUAGGGGGGGUCACCAGGGGCCAAAGGCCAAGGGACGCUGUCCCAAGGGGCCCCAGCAGGGAUCCUGCCCACCCAGAGAGAAAAGCCUGGCCUAAGGCACUGUGGGACCAGUGCUGGGGAGUGGGACAGACUCGGGGCCUCUGGGAGUCUGGAGUGCAGAAAGAUGCGCCGGCCAGUGGCGGUCAGGGCAGGCUUAACAACAGGCCAGAGAGCAGGGACUGAGGCAGGAAGCCCCCAGGCCUGGGAGGGAGCGACUGGGGGAGAUGCAGCUUCCCCCUGGUUUGCUCUGCUUAGGCCUUCAUUCCUGCCUGUUUAAGGCCAACGCCUGGACAUAUGGAGGGUGGCCCAAGACCAGCAGGGGACAGUGAUCCCCGAACGCGGGCCCCCGUGACCACGGGCGGGCCCCUCUCUGAGCCUCGUUUCACAGCUGAGGUCAUUGCAGUGAUGGGCAGCCGUGGCCCCCUCCCAGAUGUGAGGGAGAAGAGGAGGAAGGAACCUUUGUGUGGGCCCGGCCCAAGCACCGGGCGCUCAGGCUCUAUGGGGUAGGAAGUGCCGCCCAAGCCAAGUGGGGCCACCCUGCCCCGCCCCGAUGCCGCCUCUCCCAAGAGGUAUAAACAGCCCAAGCCUCAGAGUGGGGCAAGAGGGCUUCUGGGAGGCAGGAGACCAAGCAGCGAACAAUGGCACCGGUGACUCAGUUGGGCUUUGUCCUUGUCAUCGUCCUCCUCUGCUGGCCGUCCAUCACUUCAGCAACGGUGAAGGUUCGGAUGCCAGUGAAAAAUGCAAAGCUGAAUGAGCAAGGGAAGGACUGCUCCCAGAUCUGGACAGACAAUCCGCAGUCCCCCAGCGACAUUUAUGUCAUCAGGCCAGAGGGGGCCCCGGACGCCUUCCAGGUUUACUGCGACAUGCAAGAAGAUGGCGGCUGGACAGUCUUCCAGAGGCGGACAGGGGGCAACGGCAAGCCUUUGGCCUUUGACCGAGUCUGGUGGGAGUACGAUAAUGGUUUUGGCAACGUGGAAGGAGAGCACUGGCUGGGCCUGGCCAAGCUUCACUCCCUGACGCACCAGCCCGGCGUCCGCACCCAGCUCAGGGUGGACCUGCACAGCUUUGAAAACGAGAGCUGCCAUGCCCUCUAUGAUUCCUUCCAGAUCGGGGACGCGGCCAGUUUCUACACCCUGACCCUGGGCAGGUACUCCGGAAAUGCAGGAGACGCCUUCCGUGGUGAAAACUGGGCGGGAGCCGCCACCCAGGAAGGCACUGCCUUCAGCACCCUGGACAGGGACCACGACUCCUGCAACCCCUGUCUCAGCGGGGAUAUAGCCUUCAAUGAGUGCAGCCAGUGGCAUGGGGGAUCAGGCUGGUGGUUCAGCGACUGUGGGGAAGCCAACCUCCAUGGGGACUGGCACCCUGAGGGGGACCACAAAAGCUGGAGCUCUGACAUCCACUGGGGAACCUGGAGCCCAACUGAUUCCCUAAAGGCCACCGAGAUGAAGGUGAAGACCAUCAAGAAGGCUGCAACUAAGGCUUAGGAGCCAAGGGCCUUUCCAGCUGCCCCCAGAAGCAGAUCAGAAAGGUGGCCGGCCCAGAGAGCCAAUCAGAGGAGGCCUGGGGAUGACAGUGUGAUCUCAUGGGACUGAGAAAUUGGGGGGCUGUCUGCUGUAGAUACUGGGCAAUGAUCAAUAAAAGUGGAUAUUACACACCCUUCCUUGGUUCUGCCUAC
Sarcophilus harrisii (Tasmanian devil) is the source of this 2662-nucleotide messenger RNA. RefSeq names its product angiopoietin-related protein 5. The record is from RefSeq and is a predicted model, not a curated record. NCBI's taxonomy places the organism in Eukaryota, Metazoa, Chordata, Mammalia, Dasyuromorphia, Dasyuridae. The coding region runs from base 1623 to 2471 and encodes 282 amino acids. The transcript has 7 exons.